AAUUAUUCAACUCAAGGGUUCUUCCUUGUUGUCUAUCACCAAAGAAAAAUCAGAAUUCAUUAAAGGUAGACAUGAUGUUUAAAAUUCCAUAUAAAACUUAGUUUAGGUAAAGCAGUGGUUCUCGAAUGGUUUUGCAUCGGGACACAAAUUGAACAUGGUUGUUGUCUCAGUUGCGAUCCAAUACUAGCAUCACCAAAAUGCAAUCUGGAAAACUAUUUGAAAUGCUAUAUUGAUAGUAAAUGUACAAAUUAUAAACUGGGAACAACAGUCCCACAUUUUUUCAUUGUCAAUCAUACCAUGUUGCCCAUAUUAUUGAUGAAGAAUGUUAAACUCAAUGAUUUGAGACCUCUAAAUCAGCGAAGUCUAAAUAGCGCUGUUAAUAACUAUAUUGAAAAUACUGUGAUUGAAAAAUAGUUCAGAUGUUAAAUUAUUAAAACAUAUAGGGUCAUUAUAAUUUCUACAAACGUGCUACUUGGUUUUAAGUAGUUUAAGUUCAGACUGCACUAUUCUUAAUUUACAAAUAAUACAAUUAUAAUAUUUAUUUUUUACUCAAGACACUCGCGACCCUUUCAAAACCUCGUUCGCGACCAACCAGUUGAGAAUCAGUGAGCUAAAUUAUUAAAGUUACAAUUAUGCACCACAUGUAGCUAACCAUCCAUAUAUAUACAGAUCUGUGUGUGAUUCUUGCACAAAGUCUGUGCAGUCACUGGCACUGUUUUUACAGCAGAAAUAUUGGAGGAAUACGCGCUAAUUCUAACUGUUAGAUAUUUGUUUACAGAAAUGCAUGCAUAUUAAUAUACUCGUAUUAUUAUCGCUGCACACUGCAGAUAUGUAAAUACGGUAGAAUAAUUGUCGAUAGACGAAAUAGGUCGAAGACCAAUGCAAGAAGGCUGUGCUAGCCAGGAAGCUAACUAGCUAGCUAACGUUAGUUUGUAGCUAGCUUGCCAUUUUCAACCAGUGGCCAGCUAGUCAAGUUAGCCAUGCUAAUUGAACCGUGCGGGGUUGCACUGAGAGCUUGAGGUGACUGACUGCAUGGUUAGGGGUGCCCUGCAAGACUGCCAAGGAAACCCACUCCACCAAAGCAGGUGCAUCACUCAGGCCAUGGCUGCGGGCACGGAGACGGUGCACUACAUCCACCUGCACAACUCCAGCCAGUCUGUUCUGGAGGCUUUACGGACGCAGCGGCGUGAGGGCCUCUUCUGCGAUGUGACGGUGCGCAUCCACGACGCCUCGCUGCGUGCCCAUGCCUGCGUGCUGGCCGCUGGCAGCCCCUUCUUCCAGGACAAGCUGCUGCUGGGCCACUCUGAGAUCUCGGUGCCGCCGCUGGUCCCCGCUGAGACGGUGAAGCAGCUGGUGGAUUUUAUGUACAGCGGCUCGCUGGUGGUGGUGCAGUCGCAGGCCCUCUGCAUCCUCACCGCCGCCAGCAUCCUGCAGAUUAAGACGGUCAUCGACGAGUGCACCCAGAUCAUCUCCCAGAGGAAGGUGGCUGCUGCUGCGGCCGCCGCAGCAAGUGGAGGAGGAGGGGGGAUGACAGCUGGGGUCCUGCCCAAGCAGGAGGAGCGGGGAGGGGGUAAAGGGAGGGACAGCGGUGGUGGUUGUAUUGGUGGGGGUGGCGCAGUCAGCGGUGAUGGGGGUUACCAGAGCUUCUCGAACUUCGCCUUGGGGGACUGCGGGGCGAGCAACAUGGUCACAGGCCUGGGCGGAGCAAACUUGAACGUUAAUGUUAGUGAGAGCGGCCCAGGAGGCGCUCUGGAGCAGGCUAACCCAGCGGGGCUGAUGGCUCUAGCUGACAUGGGCAGCCCCGGGGCCCUGUGUGGGGCUGACGGGCUAAGCUCAGGGGCUGCCGGGGUCCUCAUGAAGAACUCAAAUUGCACCCAGGAUGUGAGGUACAAGCUGAGAGACCUGCUAGCGGCAACCGCUAACGGCGCUAAUGCUGGAAGCUCAGGGAAUCUCUCGGUCGGCUGCAGCUCUGGUGUCAGCAGCGUGGACAGCAUUGGCCGGGACAGUAUCCGCAGCAACGCGGCUGACCUCUCGGAGGAGCUUGUGGGGAUGGACAGAUACUGCGAGGAGGAGGAGAUGGAUGGACAUCACAGAGGGAGAGACUUGGACAGAGACAGAGGGGCAGGAGGACACAGCCGCAAGCAGAGGCAGCCACUCAGGCUUCAGGUUCUUGUAGGAGAGGAAGUGGUGGUGAAGGAUGAAGGCGUGCAGGAGCCGGAUGGAGGGGUCUUCGGCUUGGAGGAGGGAAGACGUGUUGAAGGGCAGGAGGGCACACAGGAAUCCAUGGCAACCUUUGGCCAGGAGGGUGUGUUCUAUGAUGAGGCUGGAGUUUUCUCCCCCGAGGCUUUCUGGCCCCAGAACGAGCCGGCUCAGGCCAUGUCCUUCAACCCCAGAGGAAGAGGAAACAAGCUACUGUCUCCAUCUACCUCCUCACAGUCCAUCAACAACCAGCUACUUUUUCAGUACCCAGUCAGCCAAUCACAGCCAUCAGCCUCAUUCUUUGUGGGCGGACCGAUGGUGAUUGACAGCAUGGCAGGAACGGAGCACAGCCAACAGGCUCCGCCCCCGGCACCAAUGACCCCUGCUCUGUCAACCUGUGGCACGCCAGGCCCCUCCCCUUCCUCCCAGGGUUCUGAGACGUCCUUCGACUGCACUCAUUGUGGGAAAUCGUUACGUUCCAGGAAGAACUACAGCAAGCACAUGUUCAUACACUCCGGUCAAAAGCCUCAUCAGUGCAGCAUCUGCUGGCGCUCCUUCUCCCUGCGCGACUACCUCCUCAAGCACAUGGUGGUGCACACGGGCGUGCGCGCCUUCCAGUGCUCUGUGUGCGGCAAGCGCUUCACACAGAAGAGCUCACUCAACGUGCAUAUGCGCACGCACCGGGCCGAGCGCACCUUCCAGUGCACCGUGUGCCACCGGGCCUUCACCCACCGCACCCUGCUGGAGCGCCAUGCCCUGCAACACGCCCAUCACGGGGCCAACCAGGGCCAAGGGCAGGGACAGGGCCUCCUGGAGACCCCCAAACACAGCCCUCCAGCCCUAGCAGGGCCCUCGGGCAUAUGCGGCCCAGCUGGGAUGGGCGGCACCAUGACCAACAUGCCCAGCCACGGGCCUCCCUCCUAGAGGGAGAGGGGGGGGGCAAUCUCAAACUGAUCCAUCACCCCUAUCCUGGAGCCCUUUUCUGUUCCGAGAGGAUUGCUAGGUAUGAGCAACAUGGUUGAUGCUCCAUCUAGACCUAUUGGAGGCUGGAUGGAGUUUGUGCCAUAUUUCUCACACCUAUGAAGCCCUUGCAGAUAUGCAAGAGGGAGUUGCCAAUGAUGGAAAAAAUGGGAGAUAAUUGGUUUGGGAUUGGGGAAGAAAAAGAGAGGAAAAGGGAGAGAGGCAGAAAGCUGUCUAAUUGCUGGAGAUUGAAGGGAGGACAUGUAGGAGGGGUGAGAAAUAGAGAGACAGAAAAGGGAAAGGGAGAGAGAAAGCAAAACAAGCCACAGCUAGAAAAAGAGUGCAGGGUGAUGAACCGAUGAAGAAGAGAGCGAAUUAAUCAAUGAGAGUUACCAUCAUACAUCAAGACGACAUAGGAACACCAUUACAUGCAGGAGGCACUGGACGACCCAGGAUCAUAUACCUCUAAACAGGAAGAGACAAGAAAUGAAUUAAGGACACAACUUUUAUUUUGAAAUGUGACAAACGUUUCAGCAUGUUUUACACACCUCAAAGAAUACCUCGGCAGUCCAAAGACAGGCAUUAUGCUACACAUGUUUAAUAGCUACUUCAAACAGCAAAACAGUGGGAACUAAAGCUACCUGAAAUCCCUUCCUUUUAAAACCUUACUAAAAAGAAUUGACAUAAUAUUCCUUUACAUUGUCAAUAUGAGUUUAUUUGUCGCUCAUUUGUGAUUUAUUGAUGAAGAUGAAAACAAUAAGGCAACGAAUUAAAAAAGUGAAAAGGGAUCUUUCAACUAUAAGUGACACUUUUUGGGAUAAAUGAGAAAAUCUGUACUUUUAUCAGGCUUUCUAAUCCAUGUGUAUGGGGUUAUGUGUGCUUUUGGGGCACUUGCCAAUGAAUGGGAAGGUUUGUUGCUGUGAACUAUAAAAAUGUUCUCCAACGGCUUCAUUUAAUACUUAAUGAAAAUGUUUUUAUUGUAACGAAAUAAAUCAUGAGGAAAAUACAAUCACCCAGAGUGGAAUUAAUUACCACGUUAAUAUUUAUUACAAUUUGACAAUGAUACUAUGCACAAUACAUUUUUGCACAUUGUGUAAUUUAAUUCAGCUUUAUAUGUUGUCCUACCCUAGAUAUUUGACCUUAGAAAAAUAUAUUUGCCCUAAGAUCACCAAUGUAUAUUAUAUCAUGGAGAUCUUAAAAUGUUUAGUCUUUUGUUUUCAACCUCCCACCUUAAAGGUGAUUUUAGAUAUGCAGUAAAUAGACACUCCUAAACAUAAAGGGCAACUGAGCCAGUAAGACCAGUAAUACCCCUUUAAGAUCCCUUCUGGUCCUCACUAUAAAUUUUACAUAAAAUGUCCCCCACAAUGAAGAAACAUUCUACUUGAUCAGGAUGAUCUCCUUGAGCUACGCACUGUUCUGAUGAUUCACUAAUCUCUAUAAUGGGAAUCUGUUAAAGCCCUGUUAAUAGGAAGUUGACAUGAUUUAUAGAUCAGUUAAAUCUGUUCUGCAUAUAGUUCCGACCAACCCUUGUGAACAAACAGGUGAUUAGGCUGUUCCAGAGAUUUUCAUAUCCUCAGCAACUCAAAUGUUUCUAGUACAUUUUUUCUGAGGUGGACCUGUGUACAGUAAUGUAUUAUGUGUGCUUAAAGCCAUGUCAGAAGAACGCAACCAUUAUUGUAAUGAUGUACUGUGUUUUGCAUUUUUUUAUUUAGCUUUCUUUGAGUGAAGGGGAUGAUAAAUGUCUUCUUUUUUUGUGCAAAUUUGAAUAUAACUGCAAGUCAAAUAUGUCAUAAUAAAAUAUGUAAUUUUAUAAAGCACCAAUCAUGCUAUGUAUACCACAUGUUUUAUGUAUGGAAAAGCUAAAAGGCAUGAUAUAACUUUUUAUGAAAAAUUACAUGUACGUACUUCAAUGGCUUUAUUGAAUUUUAGAACAUGAUUUUAAACAUUUCAAACAUUUCUUUCUCCAAAUAAAGUAUGGCUACAAGUCAA
This is a messenger RNA of Oncorhynchus keta (chum salmon), 5148 nucleotides long. Its product is annotated as zinc finger and BTB domain-containing protein 45-like. The coding region runs from base 1033 to 3123 and encodes 696 amino acids. The transcript has 7 exons. Lineage: Eukaryota; Metazoa; Chordata; Actinopteri; Salmoniformes; Salmonidae. Gene Ontology annotation, cellular component: nucleus. Gene Ontology annotation, biological process: regulation of transcription by RNA polymerase II. The record is from RefSeq and is a predicted model, not a curated record. Gene Ontology annotation, molecular function: RNA polymerase II cis-regulatory region sequence-specific DNA binding; protein binding; DNA-binding transcription factor activity, RNA polymerase II-specific.